GCGGCCCUUCCCUGCCAUCGAGAGGCCGCCGGGAGGGCCGGGGACUGCAGCCAUGAGGAGCCAGGAGAGCGUGCGGCCGGGCCCGGGAUGGGUGGGCAGAGGCAGCCGGAAGGUCUUGCGCAUCUGGUUCGGCAAGAUGUCGGUGAAGGAGGGCGCGCAGCGGAAGUGGGCGGCGCUGAAGGAGAGGCUGGGGCCGCAGGACGCGGACCCCACGGAGGCCAACCUGGAGAACGCGGACCCCGAGCUCUGCAUCCGGCUGCUGCAGAUGCCCUCAGUGGUCAACUACUCGGGCCUGCGCAAGCGGCUGGAGGGCAGCGACGGCAGCUGGAUGGUGCAGUUCCUGGAGCAGAGCGGCCUGGACCUGCUGCUCGAGGCCCUGGCGCGCCUGUCGGGCCGCGGCGUGGCCCGCAUCUCGGACGCCCUGCUGCAGCUCACCUGCAUCAGCUGCGUGCGCGCCGUCAUGAACUCGCAGCAGGGCAUGGAAUACAUCCUCAGCAACCAGGCCUACGUGCGCCAGCUCUCCCAGGCUCUGGACACGUCCAACGUGAUGGUCAAGAAGCAGGUGUUUGAGCUGCUGGCCGCCCUGUGCAUCUACUCGCCCGAGGGCCACGCCCUGGCCCUGGACGCCCUGGACCACUACAAGACGGUGUGCAGCCAGCAGUACCGCUUCAGCGUCGUCAUGACGGAGCUGUCCGGCAGCGACAACCUGCCCUACGUGGCCACCCUGCUCAGCGUGGUCAACGCCAUCAUCCUGGGCCCCGAGGACCUGCGCACCCGCACCCAGCUGCGCGGCGAGUUCAUCGGGCUGCAGCUGCUGGAUGUCCUGACACGGCUUCGGGACCUGGAGGACGCAGACGUGCUGAUCCAGCUUGAGGCCUUCGAGGAGGCCAAGGCGGAGGACGAGGAGGAGCUGCUGCAGGCGUGCGGGGGCGUCGACAUGAGCAGCCACCAGGAGGUCUUCAACUCCCUGUUCCACAAGGUGAGCCGCUCCCCGGCGUCCGCCCAGCUGCUGUCCGUGCUGCAGGGCCUCCUGCACCUGGACCCCGGGCUGCGCUCCAGCCAGCUGCUCUGGGAGGCGCUGGAGCGCCUGGUGGACCGGGCCGUGCUCCUGGCCAGCGACGCCCAGGAAUGCACCCUGGACGAGAUGGUCGAGCGGCUCGUGUCCGGCAAGAGGCGGCCCCGCCCGAGCUCCCUGGACAAGGCCCACAAGGGCGUCCAGGCCGACCUAGGCCGGAGCCGGAAGGGCAGCUCCCCCCAGAACACGGGCGCCCCGAAGGCGGGGGUGGAGGACCAGCUGCCCGCCGUGACCCUCGCUGGCCUGCGGGCCGUCAGCGUCCAGAGUUCCAGCAGCGAGCAGCCAGCGGCCCUGGAACAGCAGAUGCCCACCCCGCCCCUGCCGGCCCCAGCUCCACCGCCCAGCCCCCUCCCCCUCCCCCCACCACCCCCACCCCCACCUCUCCCCGGUCCAGCAACCUCAUUCCCCCCACCUCCCCCACCCCCACCCCUGCCAGGUCCAGCGACCUCAUUCCCCCCUCCACCCCCGCCUCCCCUACCCCCACCCCUGCCAGGCCUGGGGACCUCGUUCCCCCCACCCCCUCCACCCCCACCUCUGCCUGGCCUGAGCGGGACCCUACCCCCCGCCCCUCCACCACCCCCGGGCAUGGGGUGCCCGCCCCCGCCUCCGCCCCUGCCGGGCUUCGCUGCCCCCCCUGCCGUGGGCGGCGUGGAGGAGAUCAUUGUGGCCCACGUGGACCACAGCCUGGGCUCCGCCCGGGUCCCCAGCCACCGGCGGGUCAACCCCCCGACGCUGCGCAUGAAGAAGCUAAACUGGCAGAAGCUGCCGUCCCACGUGGCACAAGAGCACAGCUCCAUGUGGGCCGCGCUGGGCAGCCUGGGCGCCGAGGCGGUGGAGCCCGACUUCUCCAGCAUCGAGCAGCUCUUCUCCUUCCCCGUGGCCAAGCCCAAGGAGCCGGCGGCCGCCCCGGCCAGGAAGGAGCCCAAGGAGAUCACCUUCCUGGACUCCAAGAAGAGCCUGAACCUCAACAUCUUCCUGAAGCAGUUCAAGUGCUCCAACGAGGAGGUCACCGCCAUGAUCCGAGCCGGGGACACGGCCAGGUUUGACGUGGAGGUGCUCAAGCAGCUGCUCAAACUCCUGCCCGAGAAGCACGAGAUUGAAAACCUGCGCUCCUUCUCGGAGGACCGCGCCAAGCUGGCCAGCGCCGACCAGUUCUACCUCCUGCUGCUGGGGAUCCCCUGCUACCAGCUGCGGGUGGAAUGCAUGCUGCUGUGCGAGGGCACGGCCGUGGUGCUGGACAUGGUGCGGCCCAAGGCCCAGCUGAUGCUCAGCGCCUGCGAGAGCCUGCUGUCCAGCCGCCAGCUGCCCGUCUUCUGCCAGCUGAUCCUGAAGAUUGGGAACUUCCUCAACUACGGCAGCCACACGGGGAACGCCGACGGCUUCAAGAUCAGCACGCUGCUGAAGCUCACGGAGACCAAGUCCCAGCAGAGCCGCGUGACGCUGCUGCACCACGUGCUGGAGGAGGUGGAGAGGAGCCACCCGGACCUUCUGCAGCUGCCCCGAGAGCUGGAGCAGCCCGCCCAGGCGGCAGGGAUCAACCUUGAGAUCAUCCGCUCUGAGUCCAGCGGCAACCUGAAGAGGCUGCUGGAGAUGGAGCGGAAGGUGGCGGCCUCCCAGGAGCCUGAAGUGCGGGAGCAGUACGCCCAGCGCCUGCAGGCCAGCAUCGAGGCCUCCCAGGCGCUGGAGCAGGUGUUCGAGGCCGUGGAGCAGAAGAAGCUGGCGUUGGCCAACUACCUGUGCGAGGACGCCCAGCAGCUGAGCCUGGAGGAUACGUUCAGCACCAUGAAGACCUUCCGGGACCUCUUCCUCCGCGCCCUGAAGGAGAACAAGGACCGGCAGGAGCAGGCAGCCAAGGCCGAGAGGAGGAAGCGGCAGCUGGCGGAGGAGGAGGCGCGGAGGCCGCGGGACGAGGACGGGAAGCCUGUCAGGAAGGGAGGCAAGAAGCAGCAGGAGGAGGUGUGUGUCAUCGAUGCGCUGCUGGCGGACAUCAGAAAGGGCUUCCAGCUGCGCAAGACGGCGCGCGGCCGUGGCGACGGGGACGGGGGCAGCCGGGGAGCAGCCGCAGGCCCCCCGCGGGACACCGCGCCUGUGGCCUCCAGCGGCCCCCCAGGAGGCCCCAGGGUUGGCACCAGCAGCCCGGCCUCUGGGCCUGGUCUCGACGUGGUCGACGCGGAGGCAGCCAGGCCGCCCCAGGACUGGGACCUCGCGGACGCCACAGCCCCCAGCUCGAAGCCCCCUGCGGACCCGUCGGAGGAGGCUGGCCCCUGGCCCCAGGAGAGGCGAUCCUCCUGGUACGUGGACGCCAGCGAUGUCCUGCCCACGGAGGACCCCCUGAGCUCCCAGCCGCCUGCAGCGGCCUGGCCCGUGGUGCUGGGGGACGCGCGGGCCCUGGAGCCCCUCCCGUUCUCCAGUGAGCAGUCCCCCGGGGCCCUGGGCUCGAGCGGGGAUGCUGAGGAUCCCACAGCCCUUGGGGGCGUCGGCUGGGCCGAAGCUGACAGCACAGGAGAGGGGCCGGCGGCCACAGCUGCCCUCGGCCGAGGAGCCGGCCCUCCCGCCGCAGCGGCCGGCGGGGACGAGGACCCAGAGGACACCGCCCCCGAUUCCGCGCUGGACACGUCCCUGGACAGGUCCUUCUCCGAGGACUCGGUGGCCGACUCCUCGGGGUCCGGCACCCUCCCCAGGGCCCAGGGCCGGGCCUCGAAGGGGACGGGCAGGCGGAGGAAGAAGCACCGGACUCGGAUUCAGGAAGAGGUUGCCCCCGACUCUGACGAUAGCAAACCCAAAAGGUUCUGUGUGAUCCAGUAAGGCCUCAGGCCCAAGCCCAGAGCCAAGUGACGCCCCGAGGACCGGCCUCCACGCAGCAGGGCCUGGGCGUGCUGCUGAGCCAGGAGCCGGGAGCACCCAGGGCCGGGCUGGGACUGGGCCCUGGGACAACAGAGCUCGUGCCUUACCCAGCCAGGGGUCUCGGGGGCACGGUGGCCGCCUGGCACCCCUGGACUGCCCGCCUGGCACCUUGGACUGCCCGCCUGGCACCCCUGGACUGCCUGCCUGGUAGCUCUGGACUGCCCGCCUGGCACCCCUGGACUGCCCGCCUGGCACCUUGGACUGCCUGCCUGGCACCCCUGGACUGCCCGCCUGGCACCUUGGACUGCCCGCCUGGCACCUUGGACUGUCCGCCUGGCACCCCUGGACUGCCCGCCUGGUACCCUGGACUGCCCGCCUGGCACCUUGGACUGCCCGCCUGACACCCCUGGACUGUCCGCCUGGCACCCUGGACUGCCUGCACGCCUGGUCUUUGUGGUCCGGCUCUCACGCUGGUGCCGCCCCCGCAUGCACCUGGCACCCACCCGAGGAGGGGUCCUGGCGCGUCCCCAGGCACCUCAGCUUGCACCUACUUUCCAGUGACCUGGCACCCGGAUUCCUCUGGGGACGGCCCGGUACAGACCCCCAAACCACGGGAGCCAGGCAGGCUGGAGCCCCGGUGCCCGUUCUUGCUCCCCAGCCCGGCCCUGUGUGCUCGGCUGGCUGGAACAGGGAUUCUAACAAAUGGGA
Molecule: messenger RNA, 4627 nt
Organism: Myotis myotis
Lineage: Eukaryota; Metazoa; Chordata; Mammalia; Chiroptera; Vespertilionidae
Gene: INF2
Product: inverted formin 2
Biological process (GO): actin cytoskeleton organization
Molecular function (GO): small GTPase binding; actin binding
Source: RefSeq, a predicted model, not a curated record